AUGACAAUCCCACCGCGACCCCAAGGCCCGAGUAGCAGUUAUGGCCGACGCAUCAGCCAACUUAGCAGACACCUCCAGACAGCAGUCAGGUCUAUCGACAUCGCAAAUGGCCAAUCCCUCAGCUUGCAAGCCAUGAGAGCCAUGCCCCUUGCUACCCUCUCUUGCUUGCCAAAAUGCAGAACCUGCCCGAGCUUGGACACCCCCACUAGGCUAUCGAGAGCCUACGUGCGGCAACCAAAACAGACAUCGAGAACGCCACCCGCGAAACGAAAAUCAUCAGGAUUGCGGUGCAGCAUAGCACAGUCGAAAUUACAAGCCCAAUGCCACGCGCGCGGUCAUCACAGCCGCUAG
Colletotrichum acutatum is the source of this 351-nucleotide messenger RNA. RefSeq lists its product as uncharacterized. Lineage: Eukaryota; Fungi; Ascomycota; Sordariomycetes; Glomerellales; Glomerellaceae. The record is from RefSeq and is a predicted model, not a curated record. Bases 1 to 351 code for a protein of 116 amino acids. The transcript has 2 exons.